UACACACACACACACACCCUCCAAGCCCCCCUUCCCCCCUCCCCCGGCAGGCAGCUCUCUGUCUGCAGCACACACACGCUCCACAGAAGAACAACUGCAAAGUCACCGCAGACAGACACAGAUUCACAGGAACAAUAGCAAAUGCUCACAAGGAGACGCGCACGCACGCACACACUGGACCUCUCCCAGCCUGGAGGCGCACUCUGCCCCUGCCUAAGGACAGCUGGCAACGCUGAUGUGCAACGCGCUGGCAUGCAAUGCCUGCUCUCACUGAUGUCAUCCUGUCCCUCGAGCUUGGGAAGCAUGUGGGGACACAGCCCCUUGCUGCCAUGGCAUAAAGGACUAGCUGGGCACAGACACCACUAAGAAGCUCUCCCAAUUUGCUAUUCCUUUAUUCUGCAGCUGCCCUGGUUCCAAUGCAACUACUGCUCCUGUCACUGCUUGUCCUGUGGGAACCAUGGCUCCUGGGAACCCUGGUAAAGGGCGAGAGAUGCAGCCAGAUGGCAUGGGCAGGGUUGGAAGGACAGGAUGCACCAAAUGAUAGAGGGACCUUUCUGAACCUCAGCGUGAGUGACUAUGGCCGCUCAGACUCUCUCCUUCUAUCCUGGGAUGAGCCAGAGGGGGGUGCCAUGGGAUAUUCACUCACCCUCUCUUCCCUGGCACCGGACAUGCUGCUGCAGAACAGAUCAGUUGAAUCCAACAGCACCAGUUUCUGGUUCCACGGGCUGACACCUGGCACAUGCUACAAGAUUAAGAUGACAGCUACUCUUGCCUACAUGGACAUCACCAGCCAGACAGUCACAGGACAGACAAGUCCUUCACCUGUCCACAACUUGAGCCUGAGCAGUGAUGGGAGAUCUGCUGUGCUGCAUGCCUCCUGGGAACAUGCCACUGGGCAGCGAGACAGCUACCACCUUGCCCUGUACCACAGCGACUCCCAGACGCUCAUGAGAAAUGCAUCCAUCCUGCCAAAUGCCUCUACAUUCCUGUUUGAUGGGUUGUUGGCUGGCAGUGAGUAUGCCUUGAAGGUCAGCACACUGUCUGGAGCCAGCCAGGCCAGCACCAGUAUCCAUCAGUGGACAGCACCCUCCGUCCCCACGCAGCUAAGGCUCAGCCCAGGUUCCAGCACCAGCCUCUUUGCAUCCUGGACUGGUGCUGAGGGGGCUGCCUGGCUGCACCUCACGCUCCGCAACCUCCUCACCCAGAUGGUGACCAAGACCCUCUCAGCCAAGAGAGGCCUCACCAACUACACCUUCCAGCACCUCUACCCUGGCACCCAGUACUGGUUGGGUCUGAGUGCCAUGGCCGGGCCUUACACCAUGAUGGGGCCAAAUGCCACAGCUUGGACAUACCCCCUGAGCCCUGGCAAUGUGACCCUGAGCAGCAUGGAGGAACAGAGCUCCUUGCAGGCUCACUGGAACACCCCAGCAGGAGAGAGAGACUUUUAUCUGGUGACUCUGCAGGAGGGAGAGGAUGGUGCUCCGACCAGGAACAUUUCUGUUGGAGGAGACAGCAGUCAUGUCACCUUCCAUGGGCUGAGCCCUGGGAAGCAAUUCUCUGUCCAGGUGACAGCAGUGGCUGGGCCUUACCGGGCUUCUGCCUACAGCAUGCCUACCUGGACACAGCCAUUGGCACCAUCCAGCGUGAGCCUCUGCAGCCAAGGUAGCUCCUCCAGGCUGCUAGCCCACUGGCAAGAGUCAAUGGGAGAGGCGUAUAUGCUGGCCCUCAGUGCUGUGGAGCACCCUGUGAAGAACAGCUCCCUUCUCAGAGGUGUCACCAACUUCACAUAUGAGGGCCUUCACCCUGGAACCCUCUACAGCUUUGAGAUCAGCACUGUGGCUGGCCCUCACACCUCUGCACCUCAGCGCAUCACUAACUGGACAUAUCCUUUGCCCCUUGAGCAACUGACCCUCACCAAUCAAGGCCUCAGCACCUCUCUACAAGCUUCCUGGAAAGCAGCUUCUACUGGCAGCACUGGCUACACUGGCACCCUCUGGGAGACCAAAUCCCAGAAGUGGGUCAGAAACAUGACUGCAGGGAACAACUUGACAAAUGUUACCUUUGAAGAUCUGGUCCCAGGGCGACAGUAUACACUGAAGAUGGUUGCCAUGGCCGGACCUUACAAAUCUCCCAUGCGAUCAGCCACAGACUGGACAUACCCUGUGGCUCCAUCCGGUGUGACCUUGACCAACACUAGACGCCCAUUAGGACUCUCUGCCUUCUGGGACAAGGCUGCUGGUGAUGUGGACCAGUACCACCUCCAGCUCUACAACAAGAACCUUCCAGCACAAAGGAAUGUCUCAGUGGGCCCAGAAACUCAGAAUUAUACAUUUCUGGGGUUGACUCCUGGCAUUCAGUACUUUCUGAAGGUGACUGUCCUCGCUGGCCCAUACAGAUCCUCGUCCUACUUUGCGACUGAGUGGACAUAUCCAUUAUCCCUGGCUAAUGUGAGCAUACAGCCUGGCCGGAGACCCCAGGAGCUGCAUGUGAGCUGGGUAGAGUCAGGUGGUGGCAGAGAGCACUUGGUACAGCUCUCAGUGGCUGAAUCCCUGUCCAUCAUCAGGAAUGUGUCUGUUCCCCAUGGAGUCACCCACCUUGACUUGGAUGGGCUGGUGCCAGGGUCCCAAUACCGUGUGGAGAUCUUCUCACAGGCUGGGCCUCAUCGCAGCUCCUCUCAGACUGCCAUUGGCUACACUGUUCCGCUACCUCCUCUCUCAUUGUCAGCAAUCCCUGUCAGCACUUCCUGGGCUCUGGCUGUGCACUGGGAGACCCCUGCUGGGCAGAGGGAUGGAUAUCUACUCAGUGUGCAUGAAGAGGGCUCCUCUUCAUCAGAAAGGAAUCUGGAUGUAGGAAAAGACAGCACCAACAUCACCCUAGCACAACUGACACCAGGAACUUGCUACCUUGUUGAGAUCCGGACUGUAGCAGGACCCUACUGUUCCCUCCCCAAGAACAUCACUGGCUGUACAGUUCCUGCUGCUCCUACAAAUCUGAGCCUUACCAACACAGGCAGCUCCUCAGAGCUUUUCACAUGCUGGAACAAGCCCCCUGGCAGAAGGGACCAUUAUCGUGUUACUAUAUAUAGCCUUACCUCUCAGAGUAGGGAGAGGGUCCAGACCUUGAGGCCAGAUGCCCAGAAUGUUACCUGGACUCACCUGGAGGCAGGCAGCAGGUUUGCUGUGCAGGUCACUGCUGUGAAAGGCUCAUUUGAAGCUUCUUCUGCCAAUGUCACCCAAUGGACAUAUCCUCUGGCUCCUGCCAACUUCACCCUGAGCAGCCCCUCUGCUUCCACACUGCAGGCCUCCUGGGCAGCAGAGGACAAGGGAGCAGAGGGCUACAUGGUGGAUCUCUAUGACACAGCCUCCAGCAGUUGUGUUGGGCACAUGGUGCUGAGUAGGCACACCAGGAGUCACACCUUCAGCAACCUGAGCCCUGGCACUUACUACAGCGUAGUAGUGAGGGCCACAGCUGGGCCCUACCAUGCCAGCACCCUCAACCUCACCCACUGCACACACCCUCUUCCCCCUGAGGCCGUGCACUUUCUGAGCAUGGGACACUCUGACAGGCUGAGUGCAUCUUGGAGAGCUGCAGCUGGGAAGCGAGACGGCUAUGUACUGACUCUGUACCACGUGAGGUUGAGCACCAUGGUAGCAACAGCUUCAAUUGGGAGAGACACCCACAACUUCACCUUCAUGAGCCUGGACCCAGGAUAUGAGUACUCCCUGGAGGUCAGUGCCACAGCAGGACCAUACCAGGCAGUGGCACAAAACAUCAGUGGCUGGACACGUCCCCUGCCCCCUGCCACAGUGUGCCUGCUGAGCGAGGGGCACUCCGACAGGCUGAGAGCAUCCUGGGGAGCAGCAGCCGGGGGACGAGAUGGCUACGCGCUGACUCUGUACCAUGUGAGCUUGGACUCUGUGGCAGCUACAGCUUCUUUGGGGAACAACACUCACAACUUCACCUUCAUGGGCCUGGCUCCAGGAAGCAAGUAUGUGUUAGAAGUGGUCUCCAUAGCUGGGUCCUACUGGACACCCGCUGGGAAUGUCAGCAACUGGACAUAUCCCCUGGCACCACGUAAUGUGUACAUGACAAAUCAGGGAUAUCCCAACAGGCUGAGCGUGUCCUGGAAAGAGGAGCCCAGAGGACACGACAGUUACAGGCUCCUUCUAUACCAUGUGGGAUCAGGUAUCAUAGCAGGCAAUGCAUCUGUUGGGAAAGGCACCAACAAAUUCACCUUCUCUGGCCUGGCUCCAGGGCACAAAUAUCUGCUGGAAGUCCUCUCCAUGGCAGGGCCCUAUGCAGCUUCAGCAGGGAACAUCAGUGACUGGACAAUCCCUUCAGUUCCCAAAAAUCUCUCUGUGGUGGUUGGAAAGAACAAGACAAUGCUCAUCUCUUGGGACAGUGUUUCUGGCCAGCAAGAUGACUGCCAACUGUGGCUGCGAGAUCCCAAGAACAGCUCAUUGCCCCAGCAUCACACUGUCACCAAAGGUCAAGUACAGCACAUCUUCCAGGGGCUUAUCCCAGGAAGGAACUACUCCAUCUCCUUGAGCUGUGUGGCUGGGCCCUACUGGAGCAGCACCAAACCCUUGGCAGUACCAAUAGAACCAAACCCAGUGGAGGAUGUGCAAUGCCUGCCGGAGUCCAGGAGUCUCUACUUGAACUGGACCAGCUCUUCUGGAGAUGUGGAGGCCUACGAGGUGAUGACAGAGAGACUUUCUGAUGGACCUCCCACCUCCAAGUACUUUAUGAGUGUCUCUAGAAGUGAGGCCAGCGUGGAAGGACUGGGGCCAAACUCUUUAUAUCGAAUCACUGUGAGUACAGUGGGCAAGAACAGGAUGAGGAGCCAGGCCUUAUCUCUGCUAUGCAACACAGCAGUGGAGGCUCUGCCUCCACCCCUGCGAGCAGAUGUCUUCCAAGUGGAAGCCAGCUCCACAGUUAUCAUUUCAUCCGACCUGUUCAGUGAGGAGAAUGGCCAGAUUGAGUAUUAUGGUGUCAUCGUUACCACUAAUGACUCGUUGCUGUGGCCCACCCAGGAAAUCAUGUCUAGCACAUGGUAUGACCACUAUUAUGGAACAGAGGACUCCUACUUGGCUGUACUAAUCCCCAAUCCCUUCCAUUCGAGCCCCAGGAGCUCCCCUAAAACCUGGCCAGUGCCAGUGGGAAUAGAGGAGUGUGGCCAGUCCAGGACAACAUGCAACGGGAAGCUGAAAGCUGACAAACAGUACAGGUUCAGCAUCGCAGCCUUCACCAGAUAUGACCCAGUAGCCCCUGCAGUGUCAUUCACCACAUUCUCAGCUGCUGGAGCCAGUGCAGAUGCAACUCCAUUCCCCAUGCCAGUCAUAGCUGGAAUUGUCGUGGGAUUUCUCUUGACACUCACAGCUAUUUUUGCUUUAGUCUAUCGGAAAAAGCUCAGAACAAAGAGAACCAAGAAGAGCAGCCUGCCCCAGGAAAUGGUGACUUACAGCCUAAGAAAUGUCCAUCAGCCAAUCCCCAUACAGAACUUCAAGCAAUACUAUGAGAUGAAGACAGCAAGUGGUAAUCAUUCUUUCUUCCAGGAGUUUGAGGAGCUGAAGGAAGUUGGAAAGGAGCAACCAAAGGUGGAGGCUGAGCUGUCUACCAAUAUCUCCAAGAACAGAUAUCCACAUGUGCUGCCCUACGAUCACUCGCGAGUCAAGCUGAGCCAACUGGGGGAGGAUCCGCAUUCAGACUAUAUCAAUGCCAAUUUCAUGCCUGGCUAUACAUCCCAGCAGGAGUUCAUUGCCACCCAGGGGCCCCUGAAGAAAACGAUAGAGGACUUCUGGAGGCUAGUAUGGGAGCAGAAUGUCUGCAACAUCAUCAUGUUGACAGUGUGCAUGGAGAAUGGGCGGGUCCUCUGUGAUCAUUACUGGCCAUCAGAAUCUGCCCCAGUAUCCUAUGGGCAGGUCCAGGUCCACCUGCUGAAGCAGAGCAGCUCUGAAGAAUGGACCAUGCGUGAGUUCAAAUUGUGGCAUGAAGGUCUCCAGGCAGAGCGACAUGUGUCCCACCUGCACUACACAGCAUGGCCUGACCAUGGAAUCCCUGAGUCUACAACUUCUAUUAUGGCCUUCAGGGAGCUAGUCCGAGAACAUAUCAAGGGUGCCAAAGAUGCUGGGCCAACUCUUGUGCACUGCAGUGCCGGAGUGGGCCGCACUGGCACCUUCAUUGCCCUGGACUGUCUGCUGCAGCAGAUGAAGCAGGAGAAGAUAGUGGACACUUUUGGUGUUGUUUACACCUUGCGGAUGAACCGUUACCAGAUGAUUCAAACCCUGUCCCAGUAUAUUUUCCUGCACAGCUGUAUCCUGGAGAAGAUAUUGGAGGAGCCACUCCUGGGUCUAUCUGAAACAGAGAUGUCCUGCCCCAUCCCGCUCAAAAGCUUUGCACAGCACUAUGCCCAGAAAGCAGCCAAGUUCAAUGGGGGAUUCCUGAAGGAAUAUGAGACCCUCCUAGAGGCUGUUAAGGAAGAAGCCAGCUCUGCAACACCAUCUUCAGGCAGCCAGCAAGCACAGCCCUCUUCCAGCAUCCUCCCAUAUGAUCGUGCCAGAGUCAAGUUUUCCCUGCUGGAACAAGGCACUUCUUCAGGUCUCCUUCAGGUGUGGCGUAUCCCAGGCUGCAGUUCUAGCAGGGAUUAUUUGGCUGUCCAGGGACCUGACAAGGUGACCAUGGAGGAGUUCUGGACCUUGGUGUGGGAACAGGAUGUCCACACAAUCCUAACACUUCUCCCUUGGCACGAGAAGGGGGAGGUCCCAAGUGAGGCAUGCUGGCCCCUGGAAGGAGACUCUCUCUGCACAGAGAUGCUUACAAUCCAGUGUGGUGCAGAGAAACCUGUCUCAGGAUGGAGGUGUAUCCAGCUCAAAAUGAAACAUGAGAAGAAAGCAAAGGAGAAGCAGGUGCAAAGAUUCCUGUACACACUCUGGAACAGCAAGAAGCAUCCAGAUGUCCAAAGCCUGGUGGAGUUCCUCACUGCUGUCAAACGGUGCAUACCCCAUCGGAAGAGAGCCAGUCCUCUCAUCCUGCACUGCAGCAGUGAUGUGAGCCAGAUGGGAACACUGAUUGCCCUGGAUAGCCUGUUGCACCAACUGAAAGCUGAAAGAAGCGUGGAUGUCUAUGGGGUAACCCUCCAGCUGAUGAGAAGCUGCUGUCUCAUGACCCCAACGCUGGACCAGUACAUGUUCCUGUACACCUGCAUCCGGGACAUCAUUGCUCAAAAAGAGCCCUAAACCCUCUCAGCAUUUUCUGGCACCUUUGUGGGGGUCCUAAGCAGAGCCAGAAGCUGGAGAGAGAGCUCUGUGGGACUCUUGGCACAAAUGAGAUCUACACCAAGAGGGGACCCAUCUGAAUGCAGCCGCUAAUGGGUCCUACAUGAAUCACAGCUGCUGGCAGAGACAUCAGGUCUUCUGAGGAGGCUCAGGCAGUGCUGAUUCUGACACACACACUGCUGCAGCCCAGCCCCUCAGAUUCCUGGUGCCUGGAAGAUUAACCUAACUGUGGUGCGUAGUCCUUGCUUUGGAGUCCUGCAGAGCUCUUGCCCCUCAGUACCAGAAGGAUAAAACCCUCUGUCUGCAGGCCCUAUAUCCAGCAGGCUGCUAACAUCUGAUGAAGGCCCUUGGCUGCAUAGGCUAUGUAUGCAUUUCACAGCACCUAUGGGCACAGCAUGCGCUGAGAUGUCAAAUGUUGCUGUGGACAGAGCAUCCUGGGAGUAGACCUGUCUUGGCUGAUGGAUCAAUAUUAGGUACAAACAAUAAACAGCCCUAGGGAAGAGUGUGCUCUUAGAAGUGGGUUGGCUUUCCUGGGGUCCCAGAGAGGUCCAGGACUUCCCCUGCUGCAGCAAAGUACCCAUUCCAAAAGGGCAGCUGCGUCCCUAUCCAGGAGGGCCAUGAGUAAUAGACUAGGUGCCUUCGGCCAAACCAGGCAUCGCAGCCUAUAGGUGUACAUGUAGGAGCCAUGGCUCAAAUUCUGAAUGUAUUAAGAAGAGAGGGAGCUGCUGAUAUAAGAAAGACUGGUGCUCAUCCCCUCAGACAGAGGAGGGAUGGACCAUGCCUGGAACAAAACCCAGCAUUUCCCCACCAGCAGUGUUGGACAAAUUCUUUGGCUUUUGUUUACAAAGUGUGGCCCAGAAAUUCCAGGUGCUGAGCACAGUUAGGUCUCAAAGAUGUGUGUAGAUGCAAGCUUUAGCCUACUGUCCAAUAAACUCUUAUUCAA
Messenger RNA from Rhea pennata, 8217 nucleotides. Its product is annotated as receptor-type tyrosine-protein phosphatase V-like. Gene Ontology annotation, biological process: peptidyl-tyrosine dephosphorylation involved in inactivation of protein kinase activity. The transcript has 39 exons. Gene Ontology annotation, cellular component: signaling receptor complex. The coding region runs from base 417 to 7235 and encodes 2272 amino acids. Lineage: Eukaryota; Metazoa; Chordata; Aves; Rheiformes; Rheidae. Gene Ontology annotation, molecular function: protein binding; protein tyrosine phosphatase activity. The record is from RefSeq and is a predicted model, not a curated record.